CAACGUCCACGAAAACGAGGACCACCCUUUAUGUGCGUCCUGCCACUUCAGUCGAUGCCUUCCCCUGAGGAGAAAAGAGGCGUUUUAGGUAGGAGUUCAUUGUUGCCGGAUUCCCUCUUGCUACCAACCGAUCGUAGUAUUCUCCUUUUAAAUUGGCCCCGUUCCUUCCAUUCUCUCUCGUUGCCACCGUGAACUUGAGCGACCUCCUAAGCUAGCAUGUAUUCCACGCACAGGCUCACUCGAGCACACGCGCACCAACGCAUCAUACAUCGCUACAUCCCAGCGAGAUAGCUAGGGAGAAAGAUAAGAGGAAAACUAAGGCCGAGCCAGGCAUGGGUUGCUAUCAUCUGGGCAAGUUCGUGUCGAAAGCUCUCGGAAAAUGCAACGGGCGCGAGAGGGGGUGGCGGGAGGAGAGGCUGGACUACGCCAUGGCCUACCCGCCCGGCCCACCCACGGAGACGUACUACAUGCGGCCGGUGGCGCGCACGGUCACCUUCAGCGCCGCCAACUCCGUCUACGUGAUCCCGCCUGCAGAGCCGCCGCACCAGCAAUCCCCCGAGCCCCAGCCACAGACGCCGCCGCCGCCGGCACAGCAGCAGCAACACGGGCCCGAGCACGAGCACCACCAGGCGCAGCCCCAACCCCAGCAAGAGCCGCCUCCGCCGGCGCAGGACGCGCCACCGGCCGAGCCGAAGCCGCCGAAGCGUGGCAAGAACAAGAAGUCUGGCCGCGUCCGGUUCGGCCCCGAGCCGCCGCCACCGGAGCAGCAGCAGCAGCAGCAGCAACAGCAGCAGCCACCGCAGCAGCAAGAACAGACGACGCAGCAGGCCCCGAACGCCGGCGCCGAGCACGCGCCGGCACGCCACGCCACGUCGGCGCCGCCGGGGUACUUCCGGUACACGCCGUCGCCGCUGCCGAGGUGGGAGGCGGCGACGCCGAGGCGGCACGAGUACUUCUCCGGCGAGUACCGCUACAGCUACCCGACGCCGGUGCGCGAGGGGAUCUACCGCAUGGCCACCGACGCCAACAGGCUCACCACCAUCUUCAGCGAGGAGAACCCCAACGCCUGCGCGAUCAUGUGAGCCAUCCGCCAUCGAUGAUCGGUGGAGCCUCGCCGCCGCCGCCGCCGCCGCCGGCGCCGGCGCGAGGAAUAAUCAAAAUCCGUACGAACACGUACGCACGCGCGCGCCCAUUUCGUUGCAUUGCAUCGGGACCGUUCAUUGGUCGGUUUGUUGGCUCUAAUUCGUGCAGGAAUCCGGUUCUGCUUGACCUGUAGGUGUUUGUAGAUAAGGACUGGGAAUUAGUUCUGUUCCAUCGCCUGAUAUGCUGAGAUGAACAUUUCUCUUGCUUUUCGGGCCUUUCGGCUCUUAUUGCCCUUCCACUUUUCAGUUUUUAAUUCACAAAGUUGCUAGGAUAUUAGUCAAAAAUCGUUGGCUACAUGACACGGAUGAAGAGUUAAUGACAUUAACAUGCAUGUUAGCUAGGUUUUUUUUGUGUGUGUGUGUACGUGGGAACGCAUUGACAAAGUAUUACUAACAUGCAUACUAAUUAAAUCUCCUCUUUUAAAUUA
Messenger RNA from Oryza sativa Japonica Group (Japanese rice), 1570 nucleotides. Its product is annotated as early nodulin-75. NCBI's taxonomy places the organism in Eukaryota, Viridiplantae, Streptophyta, Magnoliopsida, Poales, Poaceae. The record is from RefSeq and is a predicted model, not a curated record.